Molecule: messenger RNA, 2972 nt
Organism: Anastrepha ludens (Mexican fruit fly)
Lineage: Eukaryota; Metazoa; Arthropoda; Insecta; Diptera; Tephritidae
Product: lysosome-associated membrane glycoprotein 5
Exons: 5
Coding region: 468-1340 (290 amino acids)
Cellular component (GO): membrane
Source: RefSeq, a predicted model, not a curated record
UCUCUCAUUAUGACUGAUAUUGAAACUGUUGUUUGUUUUUUUGACAACUUUUGACUACAUAAUUUUGCACUUACAUACAUAAGGAUACACAAAUACAUAUGCACGCAAUUCAUGAUGUGUGUAUGUGAAUGAGUGAAUUCCUUCAGAAAAAACGAUAAGAGUUACGCCAAAUGUCAGUAGCGACCACAACGGCGUUGACAAAGGCAACAGGAUAAAAGCACGAAACGAAAUCGAAAGUCAUAUCUCGAAUCGUUGCCAAAAGUUUAUACACUCACUCGCAUGUGAGAUAUACAAACGGACGGUAGUACGUUAAGUGAAAAAGUGACAUUGAGAAUUUUGUGAAAAAAUUGAGAAAUAUUGAAGAUACAUAAUUUAGUCAGUAACACAGCUAUUGGCAAAUAAAUAAACCGUGAAAACAAAAUAAUUAAACCUGCUGCUUUCUGCACUUCUCAAUCGGUUGCCAAGAAAUGUGGCCCCAUUUCAGCCAAACUAAGGUGCACCAGGGCAGUCGAAUGAGCGAAAAAAUUGGAUGCUAUUUGUUUUUUCUGUUACUCGUAUCUCUUUGCGAUGGCCUACAAUUAGGCGCUUUCACCACCAAAACGCCCAGGGUCACCAAGUAUACGACAAAACCAGCAUCGUCCUCAUCCAUGAAUCACGAAGCCACCACAUCGAUUUAUCGUUUCAAUGCCACCAAUGGCAUCACGUGCAUUUUGGUCAGUGUGGAUGGCUUGAUAAGCAUCAAAUACCGAAAUAAACUGAAUGAGGAUGUCGAGGCCGAUCUAUACCUACCCGAUGAGCCAAAGUUAACCGGCGAAUGUGUCGAAUCGAAUAUGGAAAUAUUGAGAUUGGAGUUCAAAGGAUUCGUAUUGACGAUGACAUUCCGCAAGUCCUCCGGCGGUGAAGGCUGGUACAUCAACUUGUUUGAACUCUCCUACUCUUCGUCGAACUCGCUCUUCGAACAUCCCGAUCGUCCCAAUUUGGAUGUCAAACUCACUUCGCCAGCUCAUACACCCAUGUACUUCCCAACGCCCGUCGGAAAAUCCUACGUCUGCGACAAAGAGCAAAGUGUCGUCUUGUAUGCGCCCAUAGAUUCGGGUGAUAUGUCUGGGCAUAUUGCGCGUCUAUACUUACGCGAUCUGCAUAUGCAAAGUUUCAUGUUCAAAGAGAGUGGCAAGUGGGGCCCACCGUUCCAUUGCAGCGCCACAGGGUCGUAUCGCGAUGAGACAGCACCACUAGCGGUUGGCACUGCGUUGGCGAUAGCUGUAUUGCUGACCAUAUCCGGGUACGGUGGAUGGCGUUAUUUCAAGAUCAAGAAAGUGCAAUACGGUUCGAUGGAGUAAGGCUCAUGCAUUCCAUACGUAUCAAUUAUACAGUUGUGCCGACAGUUACACUUCAGUCAUAGAAAGUAUUUAGUUAAGUACCUACCUAAGUAUGCGCACUUAAUUUGACGAAGAAUGGCGUUAAGGGUUCCGCUUAAAGAGAUGUGCUAAAAAAAUUUGUUAUUGCUCGUAGAAGAAAUUUACAAAAUAUUAAAAUACGAAAAUAUGUACUAGUAAAAUGUUUCGAAUGUUAAAAUAUAAACACGAUGCGAUAUUGGCAUGGAAUGGAGAUAUUAAGUGAGAUAAAAUACAUACAUACAAGUACAUACAUGAGAAUUGCAAAAAGUCUUCCAUUAUUUUUAAAUAAAUAGAAAAAAGGAAUCAAAUGAAACCAAAAGCACAUUGAAGUGUGAACAUAUCCUACUGCAUACAUAUUUAUAUAUAUAUAUAUACAUACAUAAGCAUUAUAUUUUAAUUCCUUUGAUUACAUGCUUAGAUUUUAAAUAAAGUUUAUUAAAAUGAAAAAAAAAAUAAGUUGAGCUUAUCGCGCUCUUGUCUAUAACUCAAAAUUCGGAAAAAAACAAAAAAAAUAUAUUUUUCGUCAAAGUAAUUAUUUAACUAAUACCAAAUUUUUUUUAUUAAAAAAUACUUUCAACACACAUAUCCAAAUAUAUACUUAUACAUGCAAAUAUAGGCGCUUCUUUGUAGCAAAAUUCUAAAAUCUAGGAGGAUUUUUUAUGGUAUGAAAUCUAAGUGUUUUUGUCUCUCACAAAGCGAAAAUUUAAUACUUAAAAAAGUUAAACUGUAUAUAUGUAUUUAAAAGUGAAAAGUUACCCAAACAGUGAUCACUAAUUUUUGUAUAAAUUGAUGGGAAAUACAAAAUUAAGUAACUUUUGGUAAUUUUCUUCGCUCAGUUGGUCUGCGAGACUUAGAAUAUUUGCUGUAAAAUCUAUGAGAAACCCGAAUCAAAUAUUGCAGGAAUGGGUGUUGCUUGAAAACAAGCAGCAAAAAGUAAGAGCACUAAAUGAGUUUUUUAUGUUAUGAAGACUUAUAAGUCCCACUGUACGAGUAUAUGAAAAUUUAAAAUAAAUAGUUGCUGAAUUGAAUAUUAAGAGUACAUAUAUGCGUUAUAUAAAAAAGGUGAAUAAUGUUUGCACAAAAUCUAAACUAAAUUUAUUUCCCUUCAUACUUUUAAUUUUGAAAUUUGUCAUUUCUUAAAAAACUCAGUUUAGAAUUUUAAUAAAAUUUGCUGUCUAAGAAUAGUGAUUUCUUGCAUACAUAAAAAUACAUUCUAGCGCACAUACACAAAUAUAAAAAUGUACCUAAAGCAUAUCAAUAAUCGGAUAUCUAAGACGAAUUACCGCUACAAAAUAUUUCAUAAAGUUAUUUAUUUAUUUUUAAUAUGCAUAAGAUUUUAAAUUUUUUGAAUUUAUGCCGUUGCCCAACGCGCUAGGUAAAGCGACCACACUGUUUAUUCGGCAUUAAAUUCCCACGUACCAGAGUUUAUGAAAACUAAAGUGUAAUUUGAAUAGUACGAAAAGCUUAAAAGCCACAAUAUCACACAAAUACUAAAAUGUAAAUACUAAAGUACAUACCCCGUUAUGUUAAACAAAUUGAUAUUAUACAUAAUUAUAUACAUAAAAUAAAUAUAUU